Symbiodinium sp. CCMP2592 is the source of this 1245-nucleotide messenger RNA. The record is from the annotation of a GenBank genome assembly. Lineage: Eukaryota; Dinophyceae; Suessiales; Symbiodiniaceae.
AUGCAGUUUUUUCACAACAUCGUGAAGCUCGAUGGCAAGUGUGGUAGCAUGCUCACAGCCUGUGGCUUCCACCGUCACAUCUUCAACUAUGAGCGGCUGGAAUCCUUGUCCAUCGUCUCAGCGAUCUACCUCUGUGACCUCUGCCGCCAGGUGGCCAACACAGAUGCGGUGGUGCGGGCAACUCUGCUGGAGGAGAUGAUCUUCUCGGUUCUUACAGAUGCCUGGGUGGUGUAUCUGGAAGAUCCGCGGCUCGCGCCGCAUCUCGCGCUGAUGUGCUCGGCGUUCUGCUACCAUUCCGACUCGCACCAGGAGUUCGUGCUGCAGGGAGGCGUGAGAUUGGUGAUCCAGAUGUACACCAAGUCCAAGGUGGAGCACGUGCGGCUUUGCUGCCUGCUGUGUCUGCUGUACCUGGCGGAAACUGGGCACUCCCAGCGCAGCAUUGCCCAAGAGAAGGGCGUGAAGAUGCUUCUCACGGCCUGCGAAAAUGAGACGCACAUCGACCUUAUCGUGAAUGCGCUGAAGGCGCUAAUUCCUUUCGCAUGCUCCGACGAGUUCCGGCCACAGCUGGGCAUGGAUGGCGGCUUGGACACCUUCUCGGCUUUCAUGUUUUCCGACCAACUACAACUGCAGCAGCUGGGAGUCUACUUGCUACAGAACCUUCUGGAGUUUCGGGAGAAUCGCCGCAUCUUCCUCGGCCUGUCUGAGGAAAAGAAGUGUGAGGAAGACUACCUGGACAGCCUUCUGCGGUUGCUGCCCAGGGUCAGCACGGGCCAGCCGAACCGUAUCAAAGCAAUGAAGAAGGAUGGCGAUCGGAGAUCCUGCAAUUUGCACUUUUGCGGGCCCGAUGCCUUGAAAUACGGCAGGUGCUGCAUUCACUGCAUCGCUCUGCUGAGCUUGGAGCACCACUUGGGGAGCUUCCAGCGCUUUGUGGAUCUGGGGCUCAACAAGCUACUCUUCGACCUUUUCUACUCCGAGCAGAUCGACAAGUCCUCGGGAGAGGCAGUGGUCCUCUUCUUCGCCAACAUCUUGCACAGCUCGAAGCAGAUCCAGGCACAGAUCAUGAAGGGGGCGGAUGUGGUGCAGCUGCUGCUUUCGGCGAGGGAUAUGCUUUUCUCGCCGCACACGGUGUCGCGCUGUCUGUCUGCACUGCUGUGUAUCUCACGGGUGCCCGACUUCAAGAGGACAGGGCGGAGUGGGGAAUUUGGGCUUCGGAAUGAAGGUUCAGGGUCAGUUUGGAUGUGCUAG